Linum trigynum is the source of this 3687-nucleotide messenger RNA. The record is from the annotation of a GenBank genome assembly. NCBI's taxonomy places the organism in Eukaryota, Viridiplantae, Streptophyta, Magnoliopsida, Malpighiales, Linaceae.
AUGUUGGACGACCACAAUGAGUUAGUACAGACAUUCAGACGAGUUCGACAACAAUUGCAAGACAGCAGUACGCCGAAUCUAAAGCUGCGAAUAUUUGGAGCCAAAAGUAGGAAUAGACAGUAUGACCUGCCAGUAAGUUCUGAGAUUGCUGCACUAAUUCCGGGUGAUUUUGUUCCAGACAGAGAUGAUCAAGACAUCAUUGUUGAUCAUGUUCAUGAAGGGCUGAAGCGGAUCACAAGCUUGAAUCCAAAAUUCGAUGCGCUACACUUUCCUCUUUUGUUUCCGUACGGAGAAGAUGGCUAUCAUCCGUUGAUAAAGUAUAGAGCAGAUAGAUGCUCGGCUUCAAUGCGAAGACAGUUUGUGACGCAACGAGAGUAUUAUGCAUACAGGCUACAAUAUAGGGAAGCUGAGGGACACACGUUGGUGCAAGCUGGGAAAGCAUUGCAACACUAUUGUAUCGAUGCCUACUCUUCAGUGGAGCUCAAUCGACUAGCUUUUUUGAGAACACACCAGACAGAAUUGAGAGCAGAAGUGUAUCAGGGUCUGCAGGAUGCCAUGGCACGAGGUGACCUUGAUGGGGACAAAGUGGGACACGUUGUGCUUCCGGGAACUUACAUUGGCAGCCCGCGAUAUAUGCAGCAGCUGUACCACGAUGCUAUGGCAGUUGUGGAGUUUUUGGGCAAUCCUGAUCUAUUCAUCACAUUCACGUGCAACGCAUUGUGGGAUGAAAUUUCACAGUCUUUCGACACAAUUGUUGGUUCGCAUGUUGUGGAUAAACCAAUGGUCGUCUCGAGAGUCUUCCAUAUGAAAUUGAAUAUUUUGAUUGACGACAUAAAGAGAGAGUCUUACUUUGGAAAGACGAUUGCAACAGAAAUUCCAGACCCACAACUCGACCCGGUGGGAUACGAAGCAGUUGUUAAGUAUAUGCUCCAUGGUCCAUGCGGCGAGUCAAAUACAACAGCACCGUGUAUGAAAGAUAAAAAGUUAAAUUCCAACAAGAAAUGUGGCAAGCAUUUCCCAAAGGAAUUCAAUUCAGCCACCAGUUUUGAUAAAUUUGGAAACGUUGUCUACAAGAGAUCGAACUCUGGGAUUCAUGUGCAGAAGAAAAAUGGCGUUCUUGAUAAUAGACAUGUCGUGCCCUACAAUCGAAAUCUCUUGGUCCGGUUGCAAGCGCAUAUCAAUGUCGAGGUGUGUCACAAGGGCAAGCUAAUCAAGUACCUUUUUAAAUAUGUUACGAAAGGACCAGAUCGAUCUUUGAUCAUUGCAGAGGAAUCAAGCACAUCAAUGGCAGUUCCAACGACACAGUCCGGAAAAAACAGAGAUGAAAUUCAGCAAUUCAUUGAUUGCAGAUCCUUGUCAUCAUAUGAGGCAAUAUGGAGGCUCAACGAAUAUCCGAUCCACUUUAGAGAACCAUCAGUGGUUCGCUUGGGGGUGCAUUUGGAUGGCCAGCAGAAGGUUCCGUACAGAAAACAGUCAAGUGUUAGCAAUGUUCUGAAAAAUCCUAAUGCUGGAAAGACACAUUUGACUGAAUGGUUUGUGCUAAAUCAAAAGGAUCCAGAAGCAAGGAACUUGACGUACUCACAGAUACCAACUAAAUAUACAUGGUUGGAAGACUGCAAAGAGUGGUCCCCACGCAAGAGAAACUUUGCAAUUGGUAGAGUUGCAUACGUACCACCAGGCAGCGGUGAUGUAUUUUUUCUUAGAAUUCUGUUGACAAAAGUUCGUGGAGCCACUAGCUAUGUUAAUCUAAGGACUGUUGAGGGAGAGAUCUGUGCAGAUUAUGAAAAGGCCUGUGAGAAGUUGGGGCUCUUGGCUGAUUCGUCAGAGUGGAUAAGAGUGCUCAACGAGAUUUCUGGUGCUAGCAUGCCAAACGUUAUUCGGAAUACCUUUGUGUCAAUGUUGAUGUUUUGUGAAAUACCCAACCCUUCUGCUCUAUUUCAGGCCACUUGGCGUUACAUGGGAGAUGAUUAUGCAUAUCAAGUAGACAAAGGCGGUAGAUCAGGAGAACCCAAAUUGUCAGAUGAGAGAUUGCAAAACUGGGUUCUGCGUCAGCUUCAGCAAUUGCUCGGUUCACACUCAGCAUCUUUGGAAGAUUUCAAUCUCCCUGUUCCACAUGAUAUGGUUUCCGAUGAUGGCACCAAUCCAUUGAUCAAUGAUCACCUAAAUUUUGAAGUUGAUCAACAACAAGCAUUGUGUGCAUCUCUGUUGGAAUCUUUGAACAAAGAACAGCUCCACAUAUAUUCAGCGGUCAUAAAUUCAGUCCACAACAACAAGGGCUGUCCAUUCUUCUUGUAUGGCCACGGAGGUACAGGAAAGACAUAUCUGUACAACGCAAUCACAGCAAAGCUCAGAAGUUUAUCAAAGAUUGUUGUUCUGGUUGCUUCUUCAGGAAUUGCUGCGACUCUUCUGCCAAAGGCCACUACAGCACAUUCAAGAUUCAAAAUACCCCUUACUCUGGACAUGACGUCGACAUGCCCGAUAAAAAAAGGAACACAUCUGGCUGAGUUGUUGAGAGAAGCUUCUUUGAUAAUUUGGGAUGAAGCACCGAUGACCCAUCGUCAAGCCUUUGAAGCUGUUGAUCGAAGUUUAUGUGACAUUAUGAACAUUCCACUGAGAGGGCAGCGUUAUAGACCAUUUGGUGGUAAAACAGUGUUGUUUGGGGGUGAUUUUCGACAAACCCUUCCAGUGAUAACAGAGGCUGGUCGUGAACAAACCGUGGAUGGAUCAUUAACUCGAUCACAUCUGUGGAAGUCUUUCACACUCUUGAGGCUACAUAGAAAUAUGAGAAUAAACGUAUCUUUGCCUGGAGAAGAGGAUUCCCUUAAUGGAUACACAUUCCCCGCCUGGGUGCUGGCUUUGGGGGAUGGGAGACUCAAAGCAAAAUCAUUCAAAAAAGAUACCCCGACAGAUUGGGUGCAGAUUCCACCAAUGUUUCUGAUAGCACAUGAAGGUGACCCUACUGAAGCCAUUGUGGACGAUGUUUAUGAUUCAUUUGUUGCAAACUAUGAUCAGCCGGCUUAUCUUUCAAACAGAGCAAUCAUCACUCCAACAAAUGCAAAGGUAUCCGAAAUCAAUGAAUACAUGUUACAAUUAGUCCCAGGAGAUUCGAAAGCAUAUUAUAGCUCGGACUCAUUGUUGCAGUCAACAGAAACUGCUGAUGCUUUUGAUCAGUGCUAUCCUGUUGAAUUCCUGAACACUCUGAAAUUCAAUGGAGUGCCUGACCACGAGCUGGUACUCAAAAACAACACUCCAGUGAUGUUGCUUCGGAACCUGAAUCCUGCCCUUGGCCUAUGCAACGGGACGAGGAUUAUGAUCACAAUGUUGGGAAAUGAUAUCAUAAAAGGAAAUAUCAUGGGUGGGACUCACGACACGGAUGAGGUGAUCGUUCCAAGGAUUGUGCUCAACAUAGAGAGCCCCAAGUGGCCAUUCAUAUUGAAAAGACGCCAGUUUCCAGUUCGUUUGUGCUAUGGAAUGACGAUUAACAAAAGUCAAGGUCAGACACUUGACAAAGUGGGAAUUUACCUACCUGAACCUGUCUUCAGCCACGGCCAGCUCUACGUGGCAGUCUCAAGAGUGAAAUCGGCCAGGGGAUUGCGCAUCCUGAUAAACAACCCAGAGGACAUCCCACAUGAUCACACAAGAAACAUAGUAUUCAGGGAAGCGUUUGCUGAUAUAAUGACUGAUUGA